Clarias gariepinus (North African catfish) is the source of this 1699-nucleotide messenger RNA. RefSeq names its product fibrinogen silencer-binding protein-like. The transcript has 2 exons. The coding region runs from base 737 to 1699 and encodes 320 amino acids. The record is from RefSeq and is a predicted model, not a curated record. NCBI's taxonomy places the organism in Eukaryota, Metazoa, Chordata, Actinopteri, Siluriformes, Clariidae.
UUCAUAUUCAUUGAAAUAUUCCUGUCAAUCAAAUGCUGGGCAGAGCUUACAGCUGCACUGGGUAAAGACACAGAGACAGACUCUGUAUAAUUUUUUUUUGUGGUGCCAGCAGCUUGUUUGUUUAUUUAUUUAUUCGUUUGUGAUCACAUUUCACAAAACAUUUUAAAAUUGUUUCAGGCUGAGAGCUCGUUUGUUGACCUUCUGUUUCACAAACCCUACUAUAAGUGAUUUGGCAUCUGUCUGUUUACAUGUUUUGGAAUUCUUAUUACAGAUGUACCCUUCUAUACCACACACAAACUUUAGAUUUUUUUAUUUAUAUAUAUGACACUACAUAAAAUAAAUAACAACCAUUUUGUCAAUUUGUUUAUUUCUUCCUUGCCAUAGGAGAGAAUGAUUUUCCUGUUGUUGUGCAGUAGGGUUUGUUAUGUAGGUCAGGCCAGGCUUAAGCAGCUUUACUGAACCUGCGUCAGCUUAAGCUUAGAGGAAUUUGAGCAGAGCCCUCCCCUAUAGGCGUGGGCCUAAUCGAGGCUGGCCUAGUUAAGCCUGAUUUUUUUUUUUUUUUUCCCCCUUCACGUUUCUCUGUGUGAAGAGUGACCAUAUAACUAAAGCAGCAUAGAACUCAAACACUUGUUUUAAAAGGAAAGACAAACAGGCAGAUAGUUCAAGGGAAAAGACAGGGGAAGAGGUGAGGAGAAGAAGCAGAGAUUAGGGCAUACAGGACCAUCUUAGAACCAAGAUGUCUGCUUUGUUAAUGACAAGCAGCAUGGUGGGCAAGGUGCGCUCUUCGAACUUUACUAUGUCUGAGAAACUGGACCUGCUCCGCCUGAUUCAGCCACAUAUCCGCAUUUUGGAGGAGCAUGCAAACAAGCAUGCUGUUAUUGUGGACAAGAACCGGUGCUGGGAGAGCAUAACCGAGCGCUACAACAACCUGGGAGGAGAGAGGCCCCCCCGGACCGUCCAGGGGCUCCGGACCCUUUACAAACGACUCAAAGAGAGCGCCAAACAAGAACUGGUCCAGCGGAGCCAGGACCCGGCGGAGAAUCGGGGCAGCAUCUCAGAACCAACCAAACGCAUCAUGGAGAUGAUUCCACAGCUAUUUCAUGCAGGGGACAAAGAGCAAACCACGCUCCAUAGAUUGCAAAACUCCCCAGUCGAGCCAUCCAGCCGCAGUUCGUCUUUUCCUGCCAUGCCUGAAUACACACCUGCGCCCAAAGCAGUGAGAGUGGAGUCAGAUGACGUUAAACCUCCACCUGAUCUCCAGCUUGUAGUCCUGCAUGAUUCACCUGUUAAAUUAACACCACCACUUUGUCAGGAUCACGUCGCACAGACUGAGAACGAAGUUGAGGAGGAGGAAGAGGAAGAAGAACUAGCCUCUACUGUUUAUGCAGCAUCCUUCUCACCUUGCCCCUCCUCCGUGCAUCUCCCUGCAACACCUCCAGCUCCCGUGUCCAAACGCAGCCUAUAUGAGAGGGGCGGUGUUUUGUUUAGAAACCCUGCCCUGGAGGCGGAGUCUUUGCAGAUGAUGCGAGAGGAGCAUGAACUUUUACUGGCCAAUCACAGGAAGCUUGGACAAUAUUUAGAUGAGAAACGGGCGGGGGUAAAAAGAAAACAACAGUUGGAGGAAGAGCUCUUGAAAUCAAAGGUCAAAGUGGAAAAAUUAAGGGCUGCACGACUACUUCAUGGACUGCCCCUAAUGUAG